Molecule: messenger RNA, 2216 nt
Organism: Galendromus occidentalis (western predatory mite)
Lineage: Eukaryota; Metazoa; Arthropoda; Arachnida; Mesostigmata; Phytoseiidae
Gene: Prp39
Product: pre-mRNA processing factor 39
Exons: 12
Coding region: 203-2011 (602 amino acids)
Biological process (GO): mRNA 5'-splice site recognition; RNA processing
Cellular component (GO): commitment complex; U1 snRNP; U2-type prespliceosome
Molecular function (GO): protein binding; pre-mRNA 5'-splice site binding
Source: RefSeq, a predicted model, not a curated record
GCUGUUGUUGUGCACACUCCUCGUCGACCGACCGACAACGUUGCUGAGCGUAUUCUAUAAGUGUGUGUGCUGUGCGUUCUAUAGAGCGAACCGGAUUCAAGUUCUCGGGCUGGAAUCCCGCAUUUCUGACAAAGACGAGAAGUUCUUCUGUUUCCAAUAUUGUUUCACAAGCGACUGCUGAAACGUUACACAAUUUCGCAAGAUGACGACGGAGAAAAAGGAAGAGAAGAAGUCGUUCGAGGAGAUGUGGGCUGACGCUAAGAAGAACUCUGGCGACUUCAAUGGCUGGACAUCCCUAUUGACGCAUGUCGAACAGAACGUCCUUCUGAUCGGCAUUCAGAGUGCUCGAGAAGUGUUCCUGUCUUUCUUCGAGCACUAUCCGUACUGCUAUGGCUAUUGGAAAAAACUCGCUGACUUGGAGCGGAAAAACGUCCAAGAGGGAGAGGAGCUCGCCAUGGAGAAAUGUCAGGAAACUUUUGAGAAAGGUCUCCAAGCCAUCCCCCUAUCUGUUGAUCUCUGGCUGCAGUACAUAAACUUCCUCAAGCUGAAGGUCAAGGACCGCGAGGACGAGGUCGAACAGCUCAGGGAUUUAUACAAGCGAUCGAUCGAUGUCGCCGGAUUGGAGUUCCGCUCUGACCGACUCUGGGAUUCAUGGAUAGCUUGGGAAACGGAACAACAGCAGCUCGUGAACGUCACCGCUAUCUAUGACAGACUGAUCUCAACGCCAACUCAGCUCUAUAGCCAACAUUUCGAAAAAUUCCAAGGCUUGUUGGAGAAAUAUCCGCUCCAUGAGACUCUUGGCGAAGAAGAGAUCGAGGAAUGGAAACAGCUAUACGAACAACGGAAGGGUGAAGGAGCCACGGACGAGGACGAGCCCACGUUCAUCAAAGGUGAAGCGAUCCAACGUCGGAAGAAUGUGUACAAAAAGAAUGAGGAAGCCUGCACCACGCGCUGGACUUUCGAAGAAGGCAUCAAACGGCCCUAUUUCCACGUGAAACCGUUGGAGAAGACACAGAUCAAGAACUGGAAAGAUUACCUCGAUCUGGAAAUCGAAAUGGGCGAUGAGAAGCGCAUCAGGCUUCUAUUCGAGCGAUGUCUGAUCGCUUGUGCCCUGUACGAAGACAUGUGGAUCAAGUAUAUCAACUGGGUUGAAUCGGCGGGAGAUUCGAUCGAGGCGGUUAUGGCUCUGUACAAGAGAGCCUGCGAGGUCCACCUCCCAAAGAAACCGAUCAUCAAUAUGUCUUGGCUCUCGUUCGUCGAGAAAAAAGAACGCGAAGGCGCCCUGGCUGAAGGUUCCGUCGAAGAUCUUCUGCAGCCCAUGGAGGAAAGGCUCGGCAGCUGCGUCGUCUUCGCCAUGCGACGCUUGAACAUCCAUCGUCGAUUCGGGAGAGCCGACAAGGUCGAAGAGCUGUAUAAAAGUUACGCGGCAUCAGCUGAAACACCAAAAGUAGCAAACCAUUUCGCCAUCAAAUACGCGAGAUUCCUCGUUCAGACCAAGGGAGACAUCGUGACGGCGAUCGAGAUUCUCAAAGAAGCCAGUCAGAGAGAGCCCGAAAAUUGCCGCGUCUACCUGGCGAUGAUCGACUUGGCGAUUAAAUCAGAGAAUACGGUGCUCAUCAGCGAAACAUUCAAAACCGCUCUGAAGGCGACGGAGAUCCCUCAAGCGAAGAAACUGGAUAUUCUCCAGAGACGACUGGAAUACUACGAGGAAAUGACCGAUGAAGUCGAUCAGGCUCAACAGGCCCUGGAGGAAUACUCGAAAAUGUUGAAGCUGGUCGAAAAAGAAAGGGACAGGAAACGUCCGACGGACGAGAACGGAUCCGGACCCGACGCGAAAAAGAAAGCCGAGGAGUAUUCGAUGGCUUACUAUGACCGCAAUGGACAGAGCGCUUACAGUGCACAGGCUUACAGUCAGCAACAAUGGGGACAGCAGGGUUACGGACAAGCCUACAACGCUAGCCAGGGCUGGAAUGGACAACAGCAAGCAUAUGGGGCAAGCUACCAUUACUAGUCGGGCUGUCAUUUUACUUCUGUUCCCGGGAGCACACAUACACGCAUCUUCACAGGAAGUUCGCGGCGGAACACAGUCCCUGUUUGUUUUUGCUGACUCAUCUCCAUAAUCCUUGCAAAUAAGUUCACCAAUACGCAUAACAUGUCAUAUAAGUCUUCUAAGCUCUCAAAGAAUAAAUGCAUCUCAAAUGAAUAUGAGAAAUCAC